AUGGAGCAUUUGGUGGAGACGAUGAACGACACUAACUCAGCUCCGAGCAGAUUAGUGGAAGCAAGGCUCGACGAGAUCCGUAAACUUCUCGGCAAAGCCGAGGAAGAUCCGUUAAAGAUCGUAGGCGUAGGAGCCGGUGCUUGGGGAAGCGUCUUCAUCGCAAUGUUACAAGAAAACUACGGGAGAUUCAGAGAGAAAGUCAGUGUUAGAAUCUGGAGAAGAGGAGGGAGAGCAAUAGAUAAAGGAACAGCUCAGCAUUUAUUCGAAGUGAUCAACUCGAGAGAGGAGUUGCUUAGGAGGUUGAUAAGAAGGUGUGCGUAUCUAAAAUACGUGGAAGCUAGGUUAGGUGAUAGGGUUUUGUACGCAGAUGAGAUAUUGAAAGAUGGGUUUUGUUUGAAUAUGAUUGAGACUCCUUUGUGUCCUUUGAAAGUUGUGACGAAUCUUCAGGAAGCGGUUUGGGAUGCUGAUGUUGUUGUUAAUGGUUUGCCUUCUACGGAGACGUUUCAGGUGUUUAGUGAGAUUAGUAAGUACUGGAAGGAGAGAGUUAAUGUGCCUGUGAUUAUCUCUUUGGCUAAAGGUGUGGAAGCUGAGUUUGAACCACAUCCUAGGAUUGUUACUCCUACUCAGAUGAUCUACCGAGCGACUGGGAUCCCUCUUGAGAACAUUCUAUACCUUGGGGGACCUAACAUUGCUUCAGAGGUAUACAACAAGGAGUACGCUAAUGCACGGAUUUGCGGGUCUGAGAAAUGGAGGAAGCCUUUGGGGAAGUUUCUAAGGCAGUCUCAUUUCAUAGUGUGGGACAACAGUGACCUUGUUACUCAUGAAGUAAUGGGUGGUUUGAAAAAUGUUUAUGCCAUUGGCGCAGCAGUGUUUGUUUUGUGUUUUUUAGGAAUGGUGGAUACAUUGACAAAGGAGAGUGCUACCAGUAAAUCAGUGUACUUUGCGCAUUGUACUUCAGAGAUGAUUUUUAUCACUCAUCUAUUGGCCAAGGAGCCAGAGAAACUUGCUGGGCCUUUGCUUGCGGAUACCUAUGUGACAUUGCUAAAAGGUCGUAAUGCGUGGUAUGGUCAGAAGCUCGCAAAAGGAGAACUUAACCUUGAAAUGGGUGAUAGCAUCAAAGGCAAGGGAAUGAUCCAGGGAGUUUCCGCGGUGAAAGCGUUUUUCGAGUUAUUAAACCAAUCCUCGUUAAGUCUUCAACACCCUGAAGAGGGCAAACCUGUUACUCCUGCUGAGCUCUGUCCUAUCUUGAAGAUGCUCUAUAGAAUUCUCAUAACAAGGGAGUUCUCGUGUGAGGCGGUUCUUGAGGCGCUGAGGGAUGAGACAAUGAAUGACCCACGUGAACUCAUAGAGAUUGCUCACAGCCAUCUCUUCUUCCAACCAUCGCUUCUAGGUCAGAAACCUUGA
This is a messenger RNA of Eruca vesicaria subsp. sativa (arugula), 1404 nucleotides long. The record is from the annotation of a GenBank genome assembly. Lineage: Eukaryota; Viridiplantae; Streptophyta; Magnoliopsida; Brassicales; Brassicaceae.